GGCACACUGCUAAUAAGAUUUUCUUUCAUUUUCAAAAAACAUCAACAAAAAACCCUUUUUAAUACAAUUUACCAUGUACAACGUAGACUGCAUUGCCAUUAAGGACAUCAAGCCGGGCCUGAAGAACAUCAAUGUCAUCUUCAUCGUGCUGGAGGUGGGCGUGGCCACCGUUACGAAGGAAAAUCGGGAAGUGCGAAAUUUCAAAGUCGGCGAUCCCACAGCCUGCAUUAAUGUCUCCAUUUGGGACGAGCCGGGAAAGCUCAUUGCACCCGGCGACAUUAUAAGACUUACAAAGGGCUAUGCUUCCAUUUGGAGACACUGCCUGACUCUGUACUCCGGCAAGAACGGCGAGGUCUUCAAGAUUGGCGAAUUCUGCAUGAUUUUCAACGAGGGCCUUAACAUGAGCGAACCAAAAAGACCGGAACAGCAGGCGGUGGCCAAUGCCGGCGGAGCAGUGCCAGUUGGACUGCCAGCGGGAAGUGGAGCACCUGUGGCGGCCGCUGCAUCUGGUGCAUCCACUGCCCAGAGCCCAGCAACAACGGCACCAGCUUCUUCUGCGUCCAAUACGCCUCAGACGGGCGGAAAGCAGGGCACACGCGGCGGAAGAGGAGGCGGAGGACGUGGCGGCCUCAAGGGCGACCGGCGAUAAAGAUUAAGGGGAUUUUCAUAGGUUUAAAGGGGAAUUAGAAGUACAGAAAAUAAGAAGAUUGAUUAAAUAUUAGUGACUUGUUUUACAAAAUCGGACCUGUUUCCAUUUUUAAACUUUAAUAUAAUUAAAAAACAACUUGAGAUUCUGCAAAUCUGAAAUUUUAGAGGAAUUUAUAACAACAGUAAUACUAUCAGUAGCUAUAAAAUUAAGCUAUGUAUGUUUAGUUUACUGGACUUAAAAAUAUACAGCUGUGUUCACGGAAAUAGCAGUGCCCAACGACCUGCACGUUUAAGAUCGGAAA
Drosophila kikkawai is the source of this 950-nucleotide messenger RNA. RefSeq names its product SOSS complex subunit B homolog. The record is from RefSeq and is a predicted model, not a curated record. NCBI's taxonomy places the organism in Eukaryota, Metazoa, Arthropoda, Insecta, Diptera, Drosophilidae. Gene Ontology annotation, cellular component: SOSS complex. Gene Ontology annotation, molecular function: DNA binding. Gene Ontology annotation, biological process: mitotic cell cycle checkpoint signaling; response to ionizing radiation; double-strand break repair via homologous recombination.